Molecule: messenger RNA, 1446 nt
Organism: Alosa alosa (allis shad)
Lineage: Eukaryota; Metazoa; Chordata; Actinopteri; Clupeiformes; Clupeidae
Gene: ndufs8a
Product: NADH:ubiquinone oxidoreductase core subunit S8a
Exons: 7
Coding region: 123-755 (210 amino acids)
Biological process (GO): mitochondrial electron transport, NADH to ubiquinone; mitochondrial respiratory chain complex I assembly
Cellular component (GO): membrane
Molecular function (GO): NADH dehydrogenase activity; 4 iron, 4 sulfur cluster binding
Source: RefSeq, a predicted model, not a curated record
GACAUAUUUGAAGUAGGCAGUUUGCCGUCACAUCCUGUGCUCAUAUCGUGCAUUUCCUCUAUCGUCUGCUGCUGUUCUGGUUAAGAAGGCCAAAUAGCGACAGCUCGCGAAUUCCAGGCGUGAUGUCGGCAACGUUACGUGUCCUGUAUUCAGUGUCCAGGCCAGGCACUUUCGCCCUCGGCCACAGUAUAGUACGUCCCAUUAGCCUCUCAGCUCAAAGGCAGGGAUUUAAGUAUGUCAAUGCUCAGGAGGUCGCCGAUGACAUGAAGUCAAUUACAGAUCGUGCAGCGCAGACUCUCCUGUGGACUGAGCUCUUCCGAGGUUUGGGUAUGACCAUGAGUUAUUUGUUCAGGGAGCCAGCUACGAUAAACUACCCUUUUGAGAAGGGCCCUUUGUCUCCCCGCUUCCGUGGUGAGCAUGCGUUGCGCAGGUACCCCUCAGGAGAGGAGCGCUGCAUUGCCUGCAAACUGUGUGAAGCCAUCUGUCCAGCACAGGCAAUCUCGAUUGAGGCGGAGCCCCGUGCUGACGGCAGCAGGAGGACAACACGCUAUGACAUUGACAUGACCAAAUGCAUCUACUGUGGCUUCUGUCAGGAGGCUUGCCCUGUGGACGCCAUUGUGGAGGGACCCAACUUUGAGUUCUCCACAGAAACUCAUGAAGAGCUGCUGUACAACAAAGAGAAACUGCUCAACAACGGAGACAAAUGGGAGGCUGAAAUUGCAGCCAACAUUCAGGCUGACUACCUCUACCGAUAAACAGACAAGCGUGUACAGACACAUGCAUAGACAGACACACACACACACUGAUUGAUUUGUCACACACUGACUGACUACAAAGGGACAUUGACUGACAGUGACUCCAACCUAUGUAGAUUCAUACAUGUACACACAUACUCUAUAAUGGACUCAGACUUUCCCUGUGACUUGGUUCUGCCACACUUUCUAACUGACUGACUGAUGUACAGUACAAACUCUUACGCAAACACUUCUCAUGGUCAUCUUACAGAGGUAAACCAACUGUGUCGGUCACCCACACCAUAACCUCACCCCAUGCAAACAUGCAGGUGAAAAAACAAAGUCUGUUUCGGUGAUGGCUAAAUUUCCUCUGAAUUCACGUGUCUUUCUUUCCUCCGUCAAUAACAUAUAUGGUCGACUUUUAUGCCUUUUGGUUGACAUUGGGUAGAUGUUACAUUUACUCCAAGGUGUGCUCUUAACACAGCAACUUGUUCUUCACACCAAGGCAGCCAACAUCCCUCAACCUUUUCCCAAUCACUAUUUAACCUACAACUGUAAGAAGGUAUCAGAGCUAUGUUCUCUAGUUAGCAUUACGUUUGAUUGCCUUCCUAAGAAAACAAUUAAAAAUGUAUGAGUUUGUCAUGACAAUUGUACAGAGAUGAAAUACUUGUGAACUCUAGGAAAUGGUAAUUAAAUUAAUGUUCUGUCCAAA